Panicum virgatum (switchgrass) is the source of this 5019-nucleotide messenger RNA. RefSeq lists its product as uncharacterized. The record is from RefSeq and is a predicted model, not a curated record. Bases 161 to 4771 code for a protein of 1536 amino acids. The transcript has 9 exons. Lineage: Eukaryota; Viridiplantae; Streptophyta; Magnoliopsida; Poales; Poaceae.
CUGGCCCCGGCCGCCCUCCUGCCCGAUUCUGCGAUUCAAAAUUUUCGAGCCCUCCGUCUCCACACCGGCACACCGCGGCACUAGCCGUUCCUCUCCCACCUCCAUGCCCAAACCCUAGGCGGCCACGCGGCGACCUCCGCGAGAGCCGAGCCGGUACGCCAUGGAGCAGCUGUUCAUGCAGGCCUUCGAGCGCGGGGACUGGCUGGCCGCUCAGGUGCAGCAGCAGGUCGACUCCUACUCCCAGACCCUCGCCCGCCGCCUCCUCGCCGCCGGCCACAGCCCCCCAGAAUGGCUCCUUCCUUCCGCCACCCUGGCCCAAGAGCUGAAUGGCAAACCAAUUGUUCUCACUGGAAGACAUAUUACAACACCAGCAGUCAAUAGGAGUGUCUUCCUGCCUCUAGCUGUUCCUAGCACUUUGUCCAGAAAUUCGGAGGUUCCAAAUGAAUGUGCCUACACAGACACCAAUUGUACUGCUCUGGAUACUAGCCAACAUGAAGAGGAGCAGCAAGAUCAUAAUUCACUUAACCAGGACAUUUCUGAGACUUGUACCGCAGCCAAAAUGUUUUCAAGGAUUCAGCGUUCCAGGUCAAGGCAAAGGCAUAUUGAAGAUCGUCUACAUGAAAAGAAUCAGGCUGCAAAGAGUGGAAGCCUUGAUGGCAUGCGUAAGUCUAACCUUGGGACUUUGGGGUCAAACAGAGCUAAUGCAUCAUCAUCAUCCAUACCAUGUGAUGAUGUUGCAAACAAUGCUGAAACAACGUCAUCAGCUCCAGGUCAGGGUAGUGGUUUUUGUGCCAUUCAGGGGAGAUCAAUUAACUCCUUGAAGUGUGGUGACAAUCUUGAAAAUGAAGGAGUUCAGUCAGAUGGUUUCCCACCACAGAUAGUAGAGAGAAAAGUUAUCUCUUCUAAUAGUGACAUUGGGGUCAGUAACAAACCUUCUGUUAGAGAUUCAUUUAGUGUGCAACUUCCAGAUCUCUCUAAGCCAAGCUUUACAGAUAAUGUGUGCCACCGAGUUCCUGAAACUCCCAUGUUGGUUGAGCCAAAAAAACUUCAAUUUGAUGGCGUUGAAUCAGUUUGUGUGGAUGAUACUAGUGAACAAACAGGCCAGCAACAGGAAUCUGGUGUUAAAAGUGACCAUCUUGAUAUUGCUGGUAGAAUUCCUUCAAGUGAAAACCCAUCUUCUACCAGUUCUCAGGGACUUCAUUCGGUGGGCAAGUUGUUGCUUGAUCAUGUUAGGUGGGGACAUUUGAACCCUGACGUUGCACCAGUGGAGCAUCAUUACAAAUAUGCUUUAGAAUGUGGCCAUCCUGAGCCCACUGGUAUGCAUUCUCCAAAUAAGAAACCAUCUCUGAUGUGCCCUGCUGAAGCACCGGAUUCUAUUGGUGAACCAUCGCUUCAAAAGGAUUCUGGCGAUGUUCCUGAAACCAAUUCAUUGGGAACAGCAUGCCCCAGAGUCAGCCGACCACUUGAAAUGGAUACAUCAAAUAGUGAUGAAACCAAUUGUUCUCAAAGGCCUUGUUCUGUGGUCAACCCGCUGCUCACAAAUGAUACAUUGCAGGCUAUUGAGGAUACUGAAAAACUGCCGAGUUCCAAUUCUCAAUUCUCACCUCCAUACAGUGGACAUUUGCAGAUAUCUACCAAGCUAUCUGGCUCAAGGUUUGGGGCUCAUGCAUCAUCAGGAACAUCACCAAACAGUUUGUUAGGGGAGGAUGGGCAUGGACAGCUUUCAAAUUUGCCAAUAAAUGACAGAAAUAGCCGAUGCCCCCAUGGGAGGUCUGCUUUAAGUCUAGAACUGCUUCCAACUGAAAAUUUUAAUUCCAAUGAUGUUUGUCAAUCAAGCUUCUUAUCUUAUAGAAUACAAACUAAUGACAAUUAUUCCGAUGGUUGCACUGCUGUGAAUAACUUUAGAUCUGCAGAUAAUGAGUUAUCUCAGGAACCAUAUUUAUCGGUCAGACCAUCUUUGGAAUUGAAUGGGAGUAUUCCAGAUGCCGAAACUCCAUUAGGCCAUGGUCCUCUGGACAUGGAAAAUGAGAUGCUCAAAGAAAACCCAGUAUCUGACUCGGUCAACUGUUAUUCAGGAGAGUUGGGUGAUGAUGCUCAGACCAGCAAAUCGUAUGGUGGUUCUGCUGAUAACAGAAAAAAUGAGUCUGUGGUUCUGAAAGUUAUGCCCAGUAAUUCAUCUCAAAGACCCAGAGAAAUGCAUGGAAGAGAAAGGAACAGUGUGGUUUUAUCAGAAAAAUGCAAUGAAUUCCUGCGACAAGGAAAAGAACAAGAGACCCCUCAUGCUGAGGAUGAUGUGCAAAUAAAUGCUAAUUCAUGGACAGCUGAGAGUGUUGAGAAAAGAAAAUCUGAAUGUACUUCAGAAUCGUGCGAGAAGAGCAAUAAGCAAGAGGACAGAAGAAGUGCUCAGAAGAGGUCAGUUGCAGAUGGUGUUCAGAUAAAUGGGGGUACAUCAUCCAAGAGAAAACGAAUAAAAUGUCAAGACAUUGCACUUCCCAGUUCUUAUGACACGAAACCAUUGUCUCCGAACCACCAAGAUGUCAUUGGCACCCAUGUGGUAACUGCAGAAAAUUUCUCAGGGAAAUCACAACCUUCAGGUCGUUACUUCUUAAGGAAUUCAGGAUCUGGUGAGUUCAUGCCUCUCAAGUCUGAGACAAAGAAUGAUACCAUGAGCUGCAAGAUGUCAGGUGCAAGUGAUGUUCAAAAAAAUAGGAAUUCUAUUCCUGAAUUAAGAAAUAGGUCCAGCUUAUCCGAGGUUGCCCUCGGCAAGUCUUCUAGUGUGAAGGCUUUAUCACCUCAUUUUGGUUGCGGUAUCAGCAGCAAGAUUGCAGUUGAAGAAAUGGACCUCCAAAACUAUCAAUCACAGUUACAAAAUAUUUUGGAUGUCGCUACAACUCCUUUGCCUACAAGCUGUGAUAUUGCACUUGAUAACAUGGAGCUCUGCAUGCCAGAGGAAAAUCCUUACUUACAAGGUGAGGACCUAAGUGUUUCUGAUUCCAGUGUGGAACAUCAGCAAAUGGCUCUUAAGAUGGAUGAAAUAUUGUCUAAUUCUGCCACUGAUUCAAUACAUAUAUUUCCGAGUUAUGGAUCGGAACAACAUGAUAAACAGGCAUCUGCUCCAGUUGUAUUUGCUCAUGAGAAAUUAAGUUAUGGCUCUGGCAUAGAAGUUGAUAGGAAACUUAGAAGUGAAGAUCUAACUGGACCUUUGCUAUCUGAUUCCUCCAUACCAAGACAAAAAGAUGAUGAAUCUGUGGACUGUAAUGAUACAAUGCCACAGUUCGAGAGCUUUGAUUUUGCUACCUUUAGUUAUGAUGAAAAACGACACAAUGAAAGUAUUGAUGGAAGAAUAACAGAUGUUUUUGGUUCAUGUGGAUUGGGACAUAAUGGUUCCUUUUUUACUUCUGAUGUUGUAGCCUCGUGGUCUUCAAAUGAUAGCGACAAACAUGAGAGUAGUGAAAAUCAGUUGACCCCUGCAGUUGAAAAGUAUAGUCUGGGGAAACUUUCAGGGAAAAUUGGAUCUGUUUCCGAGCAUAUGGGUUCAAUCCCAGAACUUUCAUGCUUCCGAAUUGAUGAAGACAGUGACAUUGCAGAAGAAAAUGAGUACCAAGACAUAAUACCUGGAUCUGUAGGUGUCCAGAGGCAAUCGGGCAGAAAAGUAUUUCAGGAUAUCACUGGAUUAUGUCAAAACACUGGGAAUUUUGCCGCUUGUUCCAUAGGUAUCAUGGAUACAAGUGACACAGACUUCACCACAGAAACUUGCAGUGGUGAACUCAAUCAUCUUCCAGGUCUCAGGAAUGAUGGUGAUAACAAGAAGCCCAAAGAAAGUUAUGCUUCUUUAGUAAAGAAAGGAGGAAAAAUAUCUCAUUCUCUCCGUAACAGAUUAAGCAAGACAGAAGCAAGACACAUGAGUGAAACAAAUACUGGCAAACACUCUAAGCCUUGCAAUAUUGUUGCAAAUGUGGCAUCUUUUAUACCUCUUGUAAAACAAAAGGUGCAAAACACAGCAGUAUGUGUGAAAAAGGAUGUUAGAGUGAAGGCACUUGAGGCAGCUGAAGCUGCAAAACGUCUUGAAGAAAAGAAACAAAAUGAGCGUGAAAUGCGCAAAGCAGCCGCAAAACUAGAGCGUGAGAAAUUGAAGCAGGAGAAAGACUUAAAGCAAAAACAGGAAGAGGAACAAAAGAAGAAAAGAGAUGUUGAUGUAGCGACUAGAAAGAGGCAGAGGGAUGAGGAGGGAAGGAGGGAAAAAGAGAGAAAAAGGAAAUGCGUUGAAGAAGCUCGAAAACAACAGAAGCAGCCUAUGGAAAGAAGGCAUGCCGACAGUGAGAAAGAUUCUCACCCAAAAGCUUUUUCAUUGCAGGAUAACAAGAAGUUGCCGAAGAAUUUGGCUGAAUCUGUGAAAGGCCAAGUGAAACCUAAUGAAAUGACACGCCUCGGAGAUAAUGCCACUAAAAGUAGUAAUGAAAAGGUUGUGGCAGCUGAUGAGAGACCUGCAAGUUUUGGUUCUCAAUCUCAGGAAAAUAUCCACCAGAGUCUUGAAGAGUCUUACAUGAUGACUCCAUAUAAAGAUUCUGAUGAUGAAGAUGAUGAUUUUGAACUUAAAGAAGAAUCAAGACGAAGAAGGAAAUUGAUUCCGUCAUGGGCUCGGGGAGAGAACUUGGAAAAGAUCUUACUAUCCAAUUACGCUUUGGACCAUAGAGAAAUCUUUUCCCGAAAAUGCUCCUCUAACCUAUCUGAAAUUUGUCCAGUCCAUAUUCCACAACGUGGUUUCAGAUGAGUUUCUUUUUUUUUAUUAAGAAAAAGGGGGUUCCAGAUGAAUUUCCAUUUGACGAACUAUUGGUUAUAUGCUGCUGUCUUUCUUCAGCAUUGCCACUUGGCUUCUGUCAGCAGCAUGUAUAUAAGCUGGUCACACCAUUCACUCGUUUAACUAUGUAGAAGAACAUUCUUGUAUUAUCAGGCAACUGCGGCAACAAUUGUUGUUGUACAUAGUUUCGGUUUGUUCACAAAUACUUUGUUUCGGUUGCA